CGAACUGCUCAUGGAGAAGGAUCGAAUACCCAACAGAUUCAGGGCUGUCCUUUGGAAUGCAAUGCCAUGAUAUUUGUUGAUAGAAACUCUGCUAGCUACGUUCUUGUUCUUUGUCUUGCCUUUAUUACCCCCGAAAAAAAAAAAGGGUGUCUGUUGGGCCUGACAAUGUUAUCCAAUAAGAUAACCGAACAGAAAAAUAAAAGAGGAACCGCAAGUUCUUUCCUCUUGUCUUUGGAUUGGAAGAGGAAAGCGGUUAUUAGCUGAAUGAUUAUUAUUCGGAAUCAAGAGAGUGGAAAUUGUGCUGGAGAAGAAACGAACUGAGUAGCGGCCAUGGAUCUUCUCUGCGAUGCAUACGGCAAUGCGUCUGACGACGACAAAAAUCAACCGAAACGUCAGAAACUCGCACCUUCUUCCUCGGACCUGCCAAAACCAUAUCUUCCUCCUCUUAUCAAUCCCUGCUUGCAGCUCCAGACGCAAUCUUCGCUUUCUGGAGGAUAUGUUUCCAAGCGACAAAGGGCGCUGUUAGGCGUUGAUCCCGCUGUUCCCGACCCAGCUCCGGUCCCGCCUUCUGUCACAUUAUCUGGAAGCAUUUUGGAUACCAAUCUACCUCCUAGCAUUUUAUCGUUGUUGAGAAACAAAGCUAAAGGUCAUCAAAAUCUGAACUUGAUACCUGAAAGGCUAUCCGUGGCUCUAUCUGGUCAUACAAAAGCUGUCAAUGCCAUACAAUGGUCUCCCACUUAUGUUCAUCUCCUUGCGUCUGCUGGGAUGGACCAUAUGGUUUGUGUGUGGAAUGUAUGGAGUAGAGAUCAAAAGAAAGCACGUGUAAUAAACCUCCAUAAUGCAGCAGUGAAAGAUGUGAAGUGGUCGCAGCAAGGACACUCUCUGCUUUCCUGUGGAUAUGAUUGCAAAUCAAGGUUGGUUGACGUAGAAAAGGGGCUUGAGACUCAGGUUUUCUGUGAAGAUCAAAUUGUCGGAGUUAUAAAGUUUCAUCCAGACAACUCAAACCUCUUCCUUUCUGGUGGUUCAAAGGGCCAUAUUAGAUUAUGGGAUAUCAGGACUGCCACAGUAGUCCAUAGCUUUACUCGCAAUUUAGGUCCAAUUUUGGAUGUGGAGUUUACAAUCAGUGGGAAGCAGUUCAUUUCUUCUAGUGAUGUAUCUGGGAGUAACGUCAGUGAGAACUCUAUUAUUGUUUGGGACGUGUCCAGGCAGGUUCCACUGUCUAAUCAGGUUUAUGUUGAAGCUUAUACCUGUCCGUGUGUAAGGCGCCACCCAUUUGAGUCUACUUUCGUUGCCCAGUCAAAUGGGAAUUACAUUGCAAUCUUUACAGCCAACCCACCUUUCAGGUUAAACAAAUCCAAGAGGUAUGAAAGCCACGGGGUCUCUGGGUUCCCCAUAAAGUGCAAUUUCAGUUUGGAUGGGAAGAGGCUUGCUUCUGGUUCUUCAGAUGGUUGUAUUUAUCUUUACGAUUAUCACUCAUCUAAGGUUGUUAAGAAAAUCAAGGCCUCAGACCAAGCAUGCAUAGAUGUUGUUUUCCAUCCCGUUAUGCCUAAUGCUAUUGCUUCAUGCUCCUGGGAUGGAAGCAUUUCAGUGUUUGAGCUGUGAACCAUCGGCCCUGUUUCAUGGCAGUCUCUGGCCCUCGAGUGGUGGAGGGGAACUUGGGAGCAAGUCUCUGCCAUUUAGUCACAAGAUAAAUGACUUGGAAGAAAACAAAAGGAGAUGGGGAGGCGAAGGUCCUCUUUUCCAAGUCUCUAUAGAUUUUUCUAUUUUCUUACAUGUUAGGUUUGAAUAGUUAGAUCUGUCCCAGAUCAUAUGUGAUUUGAUGCUUAGGUUUUUUGACUUGUAGGAUAGUUAUAUCUUUUAAAAGAUAGUUAUAUCUUUUGACAUGACCUUAUCCAGGAUGUUACCUAUUUAAUACACUUUUGGAACUCU
Prosopis cineraria is the source of this 1929-nucleotide messenger RNA. RefSeq lists its product as uncharacterized. The coding region runs from base 331 to 1602 and encodes 423 amino acids. Gene Ontology annotation, molecular function: protein binding. Lineage: Eukaryota; Viridiplantae; Streptophyta; Magnoliopsida; Fabales; Fabaceae. The transcript has 4 exons. The record is from RefSeq and is a predicted model, not a curated record.